This is a messenger RNA of Staurois parvus, 436 nucleotides long. The record is from the annotation of a GenBank genome assembly. Lineage: Eukaryota; Metazoa; Chordata; Amphibia; Anura; Ranidae.
CGGAUCUACAGGCGCCAUUUAGCUGAAGGGCAGCAACCAGGGUACAGGAGCUGCGGUGUGAGGGAGACUCCAGACUCGUCUGAUAAAUGGGAGAGGAGAAGGGAGCGCUGGGAGCAAUCACAAAAACAACAUCGAGAGCGCCCCAUAUCCCGCCGCUCCAUCAGCAAAGAAAAAUGGGGUGGAAACUUUGGUUGUCGCUGAUCCCAAAAUGGUGGAAUAUCAUGGAAGUAACAACGUGGAAAACUAUGUGUUGACCGUCAUGAACAUGGUUGCUGGGCUCUUCCAUGACGCUAGCAUUGGGAACAGGAUAAACAUUGUUAUCGUGCGUCUGAUCCUGCUAGAGAGUGAGGAGGAGGACCUGAAGAUUACUCAUCAUGCGGACAACUCUCUGCGCAGCUUCUGCAAAUGGCAGAAGAACAUCAAUAUGAAGAGCGAA